This is a messenger RNA of Diabrotica virgifera virgifera (western corn rootworm), 5090 nucleotides long. RefSeq lists its product as uncharacterized. The transcript has 3 exons. NCBI's taxonomy places the organism in Eukaryota, Metazoa, Arthropoda, Insecta, Coleoptera, Chrysomelidae. Gene Ontology annotation, molecular function: protein binding. Bases 281 to 3889 code for a protein of 1202 amino acids. The record is from RefSeq and is a predicted model, not a curated record.
AAGUAGGUAUAUACACAAGAUUGGCGCAAAAUAUAUUAGCUUAUGCAUAAUUUUGUAAGACGUUAAUAAUGUUGAAAUUACACAGGUAAAACAAGAAGAAUUUUAAAAAUAGCAAAAUAAUUUAAACUUGUGUUCAAAUAUUUGCGUUCUGUCUGACAUUAUCGACGUAAAGAAAUUCACGUUUGGAGGAUGGAUUACUAUACGUAAUUUCUAUUAAUGCUAUAAAAAAAAAACGUAUUUAUUUUAUUGAAAAUAAAACGAUGUAAACUUAUAGCUGACAAUGAAAAAUAUGACACAAUAUCCGAAACUACAAGGUGGGACUGGAAAUCACGGUGGUGAAUAUCAAAUAAAUUUGUUAACUUAUUUUUUACUAAAGGGUUAUAUCAACAACAAAACAAAAUUUAGGCUCUCUACUGAAAAUCUACAUGCAGAAGGUUUUGAUGAUGUUGUAUAUGAAACUUCAAAUAUGGAUCUUCUGAUCCAAGCCAAACAUCACUUAUACAAGACAUUCGACCUGUGUCAUAUAGAUCCUCGUAAUAAGCUUAACGGCCUUUACAAAUAUUUUAAAUUUUGUGAAAAAACGGAAAAUUUUAAGAAGUUUUCAAAUGUUAAGCAUCUUAUAUUAGCUACAAAUGGAACAUUCUUGGGAAAACCGAAACUAAUAGAAGAACUUAUUGUUAAAAGACAAUCUGCCGAUAGUCAAAACUAUAUAUUUAAUACAUUUGAUGGAAUUGAUGAAUAUUACAAUUUUAAUAAUAAUACAGAAAACUUCGAUGAGACUUUUAAAUAUUUUCUAGAAAAAUUGAUUCUUAUUAAUAUAUCUGACGACCAUCUAAAAAAUAAAAUUCAAAAAUUUGUUAAAAAAAUUAUAUAUAUCGACGAUGAACAUACGAAGGAUUUUAUAAGGUUUUUGCACGACGAAAUCAAAAAUUGGUUAAAUCAGACCAAAGGAGAAUAUUUUACUUUUGUCGAUGUUGAAAGAAUUAUAGCGGAUUAUAAUACAGAAAAUUAUAUUGACCAUAUAAAAAGUAAGUUUAAUUGGAAUUUUAAAACACAUGACGAAACAGAAAACCCCACAUCAUCAAUUAUGACCAAAAUCCAAGGGAAAAAGAAAGUUUGCUAUGAAAUUAAACGCAAGGAAUAUUACGGAAUUCAUGUCUUAAAAAUUUUAGCAUGCCAUGAAAAGAAAAAAGUAAUAGUGGGGAAUCCAGGGAAUUUAUUAAACAGUCAAAAAUCUAUUAUUCCUGCUUUCACUACAAACGCUCCUGAAUUCCUAAUUAUACCUUUGUUUGAACAAGUACCUGAGGAUACUAAACAUGAUUUAGAAGCCAUGUUAAAAAGUAUAUCUGUCAAAGAUUACAAGACUGUCAUAUUUAUUACCCACAACAGAAAUAUUAUCAGUCAAUUUAAGCCAGACCAUACUAUUGAUGAACCUAUUAAAUUUGAUGAUUUUGACUCUGAAAGCCAAACAAGAAUUCUUUUCAAAGAACUCGAUUUCCAAGGUAGCAACUUAGAAUUAAGAGAACUUUUAGAACACCAUUGUCUUAAAAAUAUGCAAGAUGAAGAUACCCUAAUAGAGAUAUUAUCUGAUAAGAAAUUUAAAAUACUUUCUUACGAUGAUACAAAAAUCACAAAUUUUUAUAUACCAAGAAUUAUCUGUUUUCCUUAUUCAGACCAAACUGAAGAAAAUUUCGCUAAGUGGGUAGUAAACGAACCAAAUAAUAAAUUACUUAUUAUUGCUGAUGAACCAGGAAUGGGAAAAUCCACCAUUCUGUCAAAUUUGAAAAAUAGUCUAAUAGCAAAUCACAAAUAUUGGUUUCUAAAAAUAAACUUAAAUAUGUGCCAAGGUAUUUUAAACAAAUAUAAACAUUGCAAGGAUACCGAAUAUGACAUGAAACGAUUUCUGUGUGAUAUCAAACAACUAACGUGCCAUUUUGAUAAAAUGCUUUUUGGUAUGUACAAGAUAAUCAUCAUAUUCGACGGUUUUGAUGACGUUAGUCCUGACUAUGACGAAGUUGUAUUAAACCUAGUAAAACACUGUUUAAACGCUUCAAAUAUUAAACGAAUAAUAGUCACAACUAGAAAUAACUGUCAACAUAUCUUCAAUUUGCCAAAUUCAGUUGUUUGCUCAUUACAACCAUUGAACAAAGACGAACAGUCCAAAUUUCUACUUAAUUAUUGGUGCGGUCAACUAACUAUAGAAAAUACACAAACAAACAUACAAAAAUGUAGCGACUUUGUAGAGGAAAUUAUUACAAAAAUGUCUGAAAACUUAAGAUAUUGUUUUGUUAACACUUUCCUUAGCAAUCCCUUGCACUGUAGUUUAGUAGCUAAAAUUUUUGAAAAAGAUUGCUGGAACUAUAUUAACACGGGAGCAUUUGAUACAACUGCUCUUGUUGAACUCAAUAUAACGCAAUUAUAUACUAAAUUUAUCAACACAAUCAAAGAGGAAUACAUGAAGAAGAAUGAUUGUAACGGUAAUAUUACUUUAAUGCGAUCAAUGGAAUCUUCCUUUAACAUGGCAAUACAAUAUCAUGGGAAAUGCGCCUUACAGUUUCUUUUUCCCGAACAUGACGUACAUCGAGAUUUUAGAAUUCCUCCAUACUCCUUUAGUGUUCAUGAUCACGAUAUAAGUAAUAGAAUAGGAAUUUUGAACACUAGUGAAGCAUCAUUUAGCUUUAUACAUAAAACAUUUGCUGAAUAUUUUGUUGCUGAGCAUCUAACUCAUGUAAUCAACAAAAGCUCUGACGACAAUAAUUUUUUGAAGAUUUUAAUUACUGAAGUGUUACUGAAACCAAAGUUUGCAGCGGUACAAAUAUUUAUGGAGGGAAUGUUGAAAGGGAAAGUACUGUCAGAUGAAAUAUAUAAAGCAUUUGGUAGUGAAUUAACUGGGGCUUUACAAAGUGAGAACGAUUUGAACCUUAUGGCUAUUAAUAGAUGUUACACUUUAUUAGAAAUUUUAUUAAAGGCAUGCGACUGUUUCGAAAAAAUUAUUACAAAAUAUUUAAUUUGGUCAUUAUUAGAUGAUAUUAAUUUAGUAAAACUAUUAUUAAAAAAAGGAGUUUGUGUACUCCAAGUUAACCAGGAUAAACAAACCUUACUUCACAAAGCAAUAUUAUCAAAUAAUGAAACAGUAGCACUUUAUUUGAUUGAUUUUGGUUUGGACAUUAACCAUAAGGAUUUUUUGGGUAAUAGUCCACUACACUACGCCGUUGAAAGUAAGAAUCUAAAUAUUGUAAAUAAGUUACUCUCUAAUAGCAAAAUAAACAAAAAUUCCCGAAAUCAUAACGAAGAAACUGCAUGUCAUAUAGCGGCUCGAGAAAAUCUUAUCGAAAUACAAUCUUGCUUAAUUAGUGCAAACGUUGAUAUAGACACUUUAGACAUAAACAAUCGGACACCUUUUCUUACUGCCAUUAUACAUAGACAUUUUGAAUUUGCAAAAGUGUUAUUUAAUUAUAUCAGAAUCGAAAUAACUUCCACAGAGGAGUCUAGCGUAGCCGAUGAUGCACUGCUUUAUACCAUCCAAAAUGAUGCUGUUGAUUUCCUAAAGUUUUUGCUAGAAAAAGGAUAUCCCAUCAAUAAAAGAGACAAUGAAGGUGUUACACCUUUGAUACUGGCUUGUCGUUACAGAAGUUUGGGUUGUGCUGAUCAUUUACUCGAUUCUGGAUGUGACGUCACCCUAAAGGAUAAAAAUGGAAAAAAUGUUUUCCACUACGUAACGAAUAAUAUAAUUUGUUUGGAAGAUUGUUUAUUUAUAAAGAAACUAAUUAAAGUAUAUAAAAGCUCGCUAAGGAACUUGCUGCCAGCAAUGGAUUCAGAGCAGACAGAACAAACACAACAAACCAGAUACUACCAGGAAAGUACAAAUAAUGAAAUUAGGAUAAGUUAAGUAUUUAUUGAGAUCAACAAACACAUUUAAUUUUCUAUUCGAUACACUUAAUUUUGCCUGCUGACAAUGUAAUUGCAAAAUACUGACAUAUUUUGUAAACACUGAUGACAAAUGAAUGGAUUGAAAAGAAAAGUAGGUACUUUGUGUCAUAAGUCAUAACAUUUAUAAAUUGUUACAUUUAAAUAUUUACUUACAUUAAGUUGUUAUAUUGUAUCACAGCUCUGAACCAAAACAUUCAGCUGAACAAUAGAUGUUUUACACAGUUAUAAAGUUGUUUUCUUUUUAAUCCAUUCACUCAAUAAAAUAAUCAUAAAAAGCUGCUGUCUAUUAAUUGUCACGUAGUUUUGAAAAGUUUUUUGUUACAACAGAACAUGCAUGUUGCAUCGGUGGUUCAGUGGUUCAGUAAGAAAAUACAUGAAACAAGCUUAUUAACUAAAACAACGAGUCAUAGAUCCGAAAAUCGAAAGACUUCUUACAUUGAAACCAAAAUUCUGGGGCAACCUAGAUCCGCGCAACCAAAUUAAAAAAGAGACAUAAUUUAUUAGUAAUAAAUUUUGCAAAAAACACAAACACAAAAUACAAUUUUUUUGAAACAAUUAAAAACUAGGGGGAAAUGCAGUUUUUGUUUUUAUUUUAUUCAGAGUUGGACCAUUAUCUCCAGAUAGUUAUUUCUGCUUCUCAGGCAUUAUCAAUGGAGCUAUGCAGUCACAACUCUGAACCAAACACCAACAGACUGCCUUAUUUAAGGGAAAUGACCGCGAAUGCAAUAAAUCCACCUUUGAGACGCAAAUCAGCGACAUCUCUCGUAAAACGAGGAAGACGAAAAGUCUCAGAUACAAAGUUUACUGCCAUUAAUAAAAUAAUAAACAAUAUUUUGAAACUAACACUUUUCGUUAAAAUAAUCUGCUUUCUGGUUGCAUCUGGCAAAAACUACUUUGGUAUGUAAAUGUAACAAUGUAACAAAUAAAGAAAGAAACAUAAUUUAUCAGUAAUAAAGUGUACAAAAAAGCACAAACAGAAAAAACAACAUUUUUGAAAAAAUUAAAAGCUACUUGUUAUAAAAUAUUUAAUUACAUAAGGUGUUCAAAAUGACCUCCUAACAAAUUUAUGCAUGCCUGAAAACGGUCAGUGAAUGAGUUAGUUACACUACGAAGCAUUUGUACAUUAACACUUCGAAAUACACUCUGUAUUCUAUUAUUCA